GGCUAUUUAAGACUAGGCGGGGUUGGAGGUGGCCAGGGGCAAAAUGAGUGGGCUACCGGGCGCCGGGACCAGCCCAGGCCUGGGAGAGGCCUCCGACCUUAAGUUCCCUCUGGGCGCCAAGUUCAGGGAACCUCUCACCGAGGCUCGGUUCCAGCGGCUCUUCGGAGACGCAGAGCAGGCGCCGGAGCUACGCGCGGAGCCUCGCUCGUCCCGACUGUGCAGACGGUGGAGGCGGUUGGCCAGCGCUUGCUCCGGGCCGGGGGCGUGGCGCCUGCUGCGGGCGCGGCUGCCCCCGCUGCGUUGGCUGCCCCACUACCGCUGGCGGGCCUGGCUGCUCGGGGAUGCCGUGGCCGGGGUGACCGUGGGCAUCGUGCACGUGCCCCAGGGCAUGGCUUUUGCCCUCCUGACCUCAGUGCCUCCAGUGUUCGGACUCUACACUUCUUUCUUCCCUGUCCUCAUUUACACCUUGUUGGGGACUGGUAGACACCUGUCCACAGGAACUUUCGCGGUACUCAGCCUCAUGACAGGCUCGGCGGUGGAACGGCUGGUGCCCGAACCCCUCGGGGGGAACCUGAGCGGAAUCGAAAGGGAACAGUUGGACGCUCAGCGGGUUGGGUCGGCUGCAGCCUUGGCCUUCGGUAGCGGGGCGCUGAUGCUGGGCAUGUUCGCGCUGCAGCUCGGCGUCCUGUCCACCUUUUUGUCGGAGCCGGUGGUCAAAGCGCUGACCAGCGGGGCCGCGCUGCACGUGCUCGUGUCCCAGCUGCCGAGCCUUUUGGGGUUGCCCCUCCCGCGCCAGAUUGGCUGCUUCUCUCUCUUCAAGACGCUGGCCGCUGUGCUGACCGCGCUGCCCCGGAGCAGUCCGGCCGAACUGACCAUCUCGGCACUCAGCCUGGCGCUGCUCGUGCCGGUCAAAGAAUUGAACGUGAGAUUCCGAGACAAGCUACCCACCCCGAUCCCGGGGGAAAUCGUUAUGGUGCUUCUGGCCUCUGUGCUGUGCUUCACCUCUUCCCUGGACACAAGAUACAACGUCCAGAUUGUGGGGCUGCUGCCUGGGGGAUUUCCCCAACCCCAUCUUCCCGACCUGGCUGAGCUGCCCAGGAUUCUGGCUGACUCACUGCCCAUCGCACUGGUUACUUUUGCUGUGUCCGCCUCCCUGGCCUCCAUCUAUGCAGACAAGUAUAGCUACACUAUUGACUCCAACCAGGAGCUCUUGGCACAUGGUAUCUCCAACCUCAUCUCCUCCCUCUUCUCCUGCUUUCCCAACUCUGCCACUUUGGCCACCACCAGCCUACUAGUGGAUGCUGGUGGGAACACACAGCUGGCAGGUCUCUUCUCCUGCAUAGUUGUCCUGUCAGUGCUGCUGUGGCUGGGGCCCUUCUUCUACUAUCUGCCCAAGGCUGUCCUGGCUUGCAUCAACAUCUCCAGCAUGCGCCAGAUGUUCUUCCAGAUGCAGGAACUUCCACAACUAUGGCGCAUCAGCCGCAUGGACUUUGCUGUAUGGAUGGUCACGUGGGUGGCCGUAGUGAUCCUGAGUGUGGACUUGGGCCUGGCCGUGGGCGUGGUCUUCUCCAUGAUGACUGUGGUCUGCCGCACCCAGAGGGUGCAGUGCCUGGCACUUGGACUUGCUGAGGGGACGGAGCUCUACAGGCCACUCGAAGAGAGCCACAAGCUCCUCAAGGUCCCGGGGCUCUGCAUCCUGAGAUACCCAACACCGCUCUACUUUGGGACCCGCGGACAGUUCCGCCGCAUCCUGGAGUGGCACCUGGGGCUUGGAGAAGGACGCAAGGAGACUCCCAAGCUAGAUGGCCCACCUGAUGCAGUUGCUGAGCCUGUCAGAGUGGUGGUCCUAGACUGCAGUGGUAUCACCUUUGCAGAUGCUGCUGGAGCCAGAGAGGUGGUACAGCUAGCCAGGCGAUGCCGAGAUGCUGGGAUCCACCUUCUCCUGGCUCAGUGUAAUGGUGAGAGCCUCAGUGCUGGGGACACUGACCCAGGCAGGACUCUUGGACAGAGUGACCCCAGAGCAGCUGUUUGUGAGUGUCCAGGACGCAGCUGCUCAUGCCCUGGAGAGACUGGAGCCUACAGGUCCAAAGACAUGCACAGUGUGGGUCUGACCCGGUCAUUUGGAGUGUGGAGGGCCCCGACAAUAUGUGCGCGAGGAGUCUCCUCACUUCAUGUAACUAAUAAAACAAAGCUGAGAGCCACUGGGGUUCAUGAAGUGAGUCUGGGUGUCCACACGCCGGCCCUCGGUGCCCCUUUCUCCAUGCCCGCGGCAUUGCAGAGACACAACUAA
Molecule: messenger RNA, 2290 nt
Organism: Prionailurus viverrinus (fishing cat)
Lineage: Eukaryota; Metazoa; Chordata; Mammalia; Carnivora; Felidae
Product: solute carrier family 26 member 10-like
Exons: 18
Coding region: 44-2290 (748 amino acids)
Biological process (GO): transmembrane transport
Cellular component (GO): membrane
Molecular function (GO): chloride transmembrane transporter activity; sulfate transmembrane transporter activity; oxalate transmembrane transporter activity
Source: RefSeq, a predicted model, not a curated record